Messenger RNA from Gadus chalcogrammus (walleye pollock), 2399 nucleotides. Its product is annotated as aconitate hydratase, mitochondrial-like. NCBI's taxonomy places the organism in Eukaryota, Metazoa, Chordata, Actinopteri, Gadiformes, Gadidae. Gene Ontology annotation, biological process: tricarboxylic acid cycle. Gene Ontology annotation, molecular function: 4 iron, 4 sulfur cluster binding; aconitate hydratase activity. Gene Ontology annotation, cellular component: mitochondrion; cytosol. The record is from RefSeq and is a predicted model, not a curated record. Bases 49 to 2394 code for a protein of 781 amino acids. The transcript is spliced from 18 exons.
UUAUAUCAUCUGACGUCACAAAACGGCGACUCGUUGUCAGGGAACAAAAUGGCGUAUUACUGUUUGACUGUCACUAGGCUACGGCUGGCCCUCGGGCCCGGGGCCCGGAGGCUCCACGUCGCCGCGGCCCUCAGGGCCAGGGCUCAGGUGUCCAUGAGCCGCUUCGAACCGGACUCCUUCGUCGACUACGAGAAGAUGAGCAAGAACAUUGGCAUCGUUCGCAAGAGGCUGGGCCGGCCGCUCACGCUGUCGGAGAAGAUCGUGUACGGCCACCUGGACGACCCGGCGGGCCAGGUGAUCGAGCGCGGCUGCACCUACCUGCGGCUGCGGCCGGACCGCGUGGCCAUGCAGGACGCCACGGCCCAGAUGGCCAUGCUGCAGUUCAUCAGCAGCGGGCUGCCACGCGUCGCCGUGCCCUCCACCAUCCACUGUGACCACCUGAUCGAGGCCCAGACCGGGGCGGACAAGGACCUGCAGCGGGCCAAGGAUGUAAACAAAGAAGUCUACAACUUCCUGGCAACUGCCGGAGCCAAAUAUGGAGUUGGCUUCUGGAAGCCUGGGUCGGGGAUCAUCCACCAGAUCAUCCUGGAGAACUACGCCUACCCCGGCGUGCUGCUGAUCGGGACCGACUCCCACACGCCCAACGGCGGCGGCCUGGGCGCCAUCUGCAUCGGGGUGGGCGGGGCCGACGCCGUGGACGUCAUGGCCGACAUCCCCUGGGAGCUCAAGUGUCCCAACGUGAUCGGGGUGAAGCUCACAGGCAGCCUCUCCGGCUGGACGUCCCCCAAGGACGUGAUCCUGAAGGUUGCCGGCAUCCUGACGGUGAAGGGGGGCACGGGGGCCAUCGUGGAGUACCACGGCCCCGGGGUCGACUCCAUCUCCUGCACAGGGAUGGCCACCAUCUGCAACAUGGGCGCUGAAAUCGGAGCCACCACCUCAGUGUUCCCGUACAACCACCGCAUGAGGACCUACCUGGAGAAGACCGGCCGCAGGGAGAUCUCUGUGGUGGCCGACUCCUUCCACCAGGACCUGGUCCCAGACGAGGGCUGUGAGUACGACCAGGUGGUGGAGAUCAACCUGAGUGAGCUGAAGCCCCACAUCAACGGGCCCUUCACCCCGGACUGGGCCCACCCCGUCUCCGAGAUCGGGGCCACGGCUAAGAAGAACGACUGGCCCCUGGAGGUUAAAGUGGGUCUGAUCGGCAGCUGCACCAACUCGAGCUACGAGGACAUGGGCCGCGCUGCGUCUCUGGCCAAGCAGGCGCUGGACAAGGGGCUCCGCUGCAAGUCUGAGUUCACGGUGACCCCUGGGUCGGAACAGAUCAGGGCCACCAUCGAGAGGGACGGAUACGCCCAGAUCCUGAGAGACGUUGGCGGGGUGGUCCUGGCCAACGCGUGCGGGCCCUGCAUCGGCCAGUGGGACAGGAAGGACGUGAAGAAGGGAGAGAAGAACACCAUCGUCACGUCCUACAACCGCAACUUCACCGGCCGGAACGACGCCAACCCCGCCACGCACGCCUUCGUCACCUCCCCAGAGGUCGUCACGGCGAUGGCCAUCGCCGGCACGCUGGACUUCAACCCGGAGACGGACUUCCUGACGGCGGCCAACGGGGAGAAGUUCAGGCUGCAGCCGCCCACCGGGGACGAGUUGCCGUCCCGGGACUUCGACCCGGGCCAGGACACCUACCAGCACCCCCCCCCCCAGGGGUCCAGCGUCAAGGUGGACGUCAGUCCCUCCAGUAACCGCCUGCAGCUUCUGGAGCCGUUCGACCGCUGGAGCGGAACGGACCUGGAGGAGCUCAGGGUGCUGAUCAAGGUGAAGGGGAAGUGCACCACGGACCACAUCAGCGCGGCGGGCCCCUGGCUCAAGUUCCGGGGCCACCUGGACAACAUCUCCAACAACAUGCUGAUCGGAGCGGUGAACACGGAGAACGACGGCGUCAACAGCGUCAAGAACCAGCUGACGGGGCAGUACGGGGGGGUGCCGGAGGUGGCCCGCCACUACAAGGCGGAGGGCGUGGGCUGGGUGGUGGUUGGGGAUGAGAACUACGGCGAGGGCUCCAGCCGGGAGCACGCCGCCCUGGAGCCACGCCACCUGGGUGGGCGCGCCAUCAUCGUCAAGAGCUUCGCCCGCAUCCACGAGACCAACCUGAAGAAGCAGGGCAUGCUGCCCCUGACCUUCGCCGACCCCCAGGACUAUGACAAGGUCGGCCCUGAGGACAAGGUCUCCAUCCAGGGCCUGGAGUCCUUCAGCCCCGGGAAGCCCCUGACGGCGGUCCUGAAGCACGCCGAUGGCAGCCUGGACUCCAUCUCCCUGAACCACACCUUCAACCAGCCCCAGAUCGAGUGGUUCAAGGCGGGCUCCGCCCUCAACCGCAUGAAGGAGCUCCAGUGAGGAGG